Molecule: messenger RNA, 1548 nt
Organism: Talaromyces marneffei
Lineage: Eukaryota; Fungi; Ascomycota; Eurotiomycetes; Eurotiales; Trichocomaceae
Exons: 5
Coding region: 1-1548 (515 amino acids)
Biological process (GO): transmembrane transport
Cellular component (GO): membrane
Molecular function (GO): sucrose:proton symporter activity
Source: RefSeq, a predicted model, not a curated record
AUGGGCAAUGGGAUCAGAAUUUGGAGCCCUCAUCCCGCUUUAGCAACACUUGGUUUUCAAGGCCUUCAAGUCACUUUCUCCCUAUUAUCUGGCCAAUCCGUUCAACAUCUAAAACUCCAUGGCCUGAGUCCGACUGAAAUCGCAAUCAUCGUGCUAUCCGGUCCAAUAUGUGGUGCGACCUUCCAGCCAUACUUUGGCAUUCGGAGUGAUAGAUGCCACUCCGUGUGGGGCAGGCGAAGACCGUUUAUUGUUAUUGGAACGACCUUUCUCAUCACCUCCAUGCUUUGCUUGGCAUGGGUUGACUCGAUUGUACACAUUAUUCUACUAAGGUCGUGGUCUCCCUCGUCGUUGGACGUGGAACAACUAGAUGCAAAGCUCUUGCAGAGUGUGGUCAUGGUUGUUGCUCUUCUCUGCAUGUUCAUUAUCAACGCCGCUACUCAGGCCCUUCAAGUCGGACUACGUGCUCUUAUUACAGACUAUGGCACAUUGACACAGCAGGCCGAAGCCAACACCUGGGCCGGCAGGCAUGUCAAUUUUGCCGCGGUUCUUGCCUUUUCUGCGGCUUACUUGGACUUCCCUCAACAUUUUGGUAUACAAGGAAAGUCAAAAUUCGCGUCCAUGGGCAUCUUGACAGCGAUAUAUUUGUUGCUCUCGGUGAUGACAACAUGCUUUUGCGUGUCCGAAACACCUUACGGUGUCCAGGAAGACUUGGAUAUGCGACAAGGACUGAACUUGAAAACACUGCGAAAUGUUUUCUCCAACCUGACCAGAGAGAUCAAACUUGUUUUUCUAGUCCAGUUCCUCGCUUGGUUCGGAUGGUUUCCCUUUUUAUUCUACAUUGUCACUUACAUUGAUAGUCUCCAAACAGCAAAAUCCGGAGAGAGAUACCGAGAUCUCGGUUCACUGGCUCCUCUCUCAUACAGUCUUGUUGCUUUAUUGGUUGCCAUUGUACUACCUAGCGGCGCAUAUGGCAAGAAAGAAUCAAUAAAAAUGGCUAGAUCAGAGAAAUUGAGUUGGCACGAAUCCAUUUCCAAUCCCUAUAAUCUGUGGAUUGCCUCUCAAGGUGUCUUUGCGAUCUCUAUGUUAGGCGCGACAUUUGCGAAAUCACCGCUUGAAGCAGUCAUUCUCUUCUCCGUCGUUGGUUUCAGUUGGGCAAUUUCUUCGCGCGUUCCAUAUUCGAUUUUAAGCAAUGAGCUAUGUUCACGACACCCGAUAGAAGACGGUGAGCAAUUUUUGACGAGGAGACAAGGCCUGAUACAUGGUCUACAUAAUGUUGCAAUUUGUCUCCCACAGAUUAUAAUAAUGCUGCUCAUGGGUGUCUUCUUCAAAAUCACCGAGGAGAAUGGAAACUCUGGGUCUAGGGCGAGUGACGAACAAUUUCUCGAUGUUGCAUUAUUUUUACGCCUUGGUGGCUUGUUCUCGCUAGCUGCUACAUACUACGCGACAAAAUUGGGCCGAACGACCUCGGUUCAAGACGAGUAUGAGUGUCAGCAAAUACUCAUGGAAGAAACGAGACGUCUUUCUCAGGAUUUCACUCAGGAUAUCUAA